AACCCUCACACCCAGUGCCUUCCAGACACAACCAGCCUUGCUUCGACAGUUCCGCGCCGCUUUUUCCUGCCAGCCUGUAUUCCGUAUCUUCCAAGAAUUCCCCAGCUGCGACUCCCACCAGAUUCUUCAACCCCAAGUGUGUCCAGAUAUAGAUCCCUCCUCCCCGUCUGACCAGCGCAUUCUGUCGUGCUGCCGUGUGAAAGAUCUCUUGUUCAGUCGAACCGCCCUUCGCCCUUUGUCCAUCCUCGCGAAGCGAGCAAGUGAAGACUGCCUAGAACUGAAGAAAGCCGAGCUUCGGCGUCAGAUAAACGGGACCAGCAACAUGUGUCGUGCACCAGAUAUAGUACCCAGCACUUUCGGCGCGUCGGGCUCGCCACGUUCAGCGGAGGAGAAUUGCGAGGACCCCACGCAAUGGCGCCCACAGCCGCUAAAUGCGCCGCACCCGACGGCAGGCGCUGUCUUCACGCAGCCCUGGCAUUGGAACGAACCAUCUCCGCCGACGAUUAUGCAGGAGCCGCCUAGUAUCCGUUUCUAUCACUCCCCCGCCGCGCCCUUCUACGCGUCGCUGGCGGCGGACCCCACCAUGCAGCAGCAGCACGCGCACUGGCCGCCCUCGCACUUCCCGUGGACGCCGCCUCCCGCGGCUGGUACCCCACCUGCCAUGCCGCCGCUCAUCACGCCGCAAAAGCCGCAGUCCUCGCCGCACGCAGCCGUGGCGGCGGUGCAGCCACUGCCGUUGAAGCCAGCCUUGGGAUUGCCGCCCCAGGGCAUGAUGCCGCAGCAAAGCGCAGCUCGAGAUUUGUCGUGCGAGGGGGACGCGCAUACGCGCACUGCGGAAGCUUUCGCUGGUCUGGACAACAAGAAGUAUAAACGGAUGAUGUCGAACCGGGCGUCGGCGAAGCGGUCGCGGCAGCGGAAGCAGUCGCGGCUGGAGGAGCUGGAGCUGGCGAGCGCCAAGCUGCACGUCGAAAACGCCGCCAUCACGCGCCGCCUACACGCCGCCACGGAUCACAUGCGCCGCAUGCAGCGCUGCAACGCCGCGCUGCAGGCGGAGCUGGGGAAAAUCCGCCAAGAGCUGGCGGCUGCAGGGGUGGCGGACCCAACUGGGGGGCUUGGGCUGGAGGGGGAAGGGGUUGGCGGAGGGGGGAGCGCAGACCUGGGAAAGCCGUUUCUGCUGGCAAAAGUGGAGGGGGAAGAGUUGGAUGAGGGACGAGAGGGGGAUGAGCAUAUAGACGAGAAGCACCUGGUGCUGGGGCGCGAGCAGAGCUCCAGUGACGUGGAUAGUGGACCGGGGGGUGGGCAGAAGAGGAAGUUCAGCGACGAAGAUGGGCCUGGCUUGCACCAUGGGGCUGAGGAGGAGGCGGAGGAGGAGGAGGAGGAGGAGGAGGAGGAGGAGGAGGGGGGCGGUGAUGGAGGCGAGGAAGGGGAUGAAGAGGAGGAGGCGGGAGCAGAAGGUGACGAGGUGCCGGCACGGAACGAUUCAGAGGACGUGGUGGCAGGUGAGGGGCUGAUGCAGAUGGGCAGAGGGAGACUGGUGCCUCUGGUGAUGACGGCAUUGAAUGACAGUCCCACGUCGCCCAGCGGUGUCACCGGCACUCCUGUGGGCUCACUGAACCCUGCGUACAUGGACAUGCCCUCGCAUGCCGGGCAAUAUGGCAACGCCGCAGUGCCCUCUGGUGUGGGCAGGGCGGCAUGGCAGUCUAUGGGUGCAGCACUGAUGGCAGGCUGUCACCCUGCUGCAGCCUCAGUGGCAGCUGCUGUAGUGGGGAGGGAAGUAGAGACGUUGGUGGAUGCGGAGUUUCUUGCAAGUUUGGUUGGAUGUUUUGAUAAUGAGAAACCACUAGAGGGAUUUUGAUGGCUAUGGGUGUCCAUUAUUAAGCAUUUAGUAGCAUGUCCUCUUCCACA
Molecule: messenger RNA, 1905 nt
Organism: Closterium sp. NIES-67
Lineage: Eukaryota; Viridiplantae; Streptophyta; Zygnematophyceae; Desmidiales; Closteriaceae
Source: the annotation of a GenBank genome assembly